AUGUCACCAAAAUACAAAAUGACGGUGACUGCUUGGGAUGCUGUGUUGCUUGUGGAGAGUGCGGGGGCAGCCAGAGAACUAUAUGACGAGACUCUGAUGUGGUGUUCUGAGUUGUCUGCAAUUUCUAUGAUGCGAGCACCCAAUACUAAUGCAAAUGACAGCACACUAAAUGUGCUGAUUUGUGCUGGAGAUGGUGGUUUGUGGAGCGAGAAUGACGGCAGCUGCACUGUUGGCAUCGCUGUAUCAGGAUGCAAAGGUGCUGCAUGUUGUACUGUUGGCAUCGUAAUGGCAUGUGCCAUAGCAGGUUGUGGAGUUUGGUACUGCAAGUGCACCACGACCAAGUUGCAGCAAUGCCCAAUGGACAUGCAGAGCUUCUUCCAUACUUUGAGGAUUAUUGCAGCACCCCAAUAA
Molecule: messenger RNA, 411 nt
Organism: Suillus paluster
Lineage: Eukaryota; Fungi; Basidiomycota; Agaricomycetes; Boletales; Suillaceae
Exons: 6
Coding region: 1-411 (136 amino acids)
Source: RefSeq, a predicted model, not a curated record